Panicum virgatum (switchgrass) is the source of this 814-nucleotide messenger RNA. RefSeq lists its product as uncharacterized. The transcript is spliced from 5 exons. The record is from RefSeq and is a predicted model, not a curated record. Lineage: Eukaryota; Viridiplantae; Streptophyta; Magnoliopsida; Poales; Poaceae. The coding region runs from base 56 to 679 and encodes 207 amino acids.
GCUUGCUUACAUCUCCACUGCUGGAAUCACAGAGAGAAAACCCUACCGCCAUACCAUGAGCAGGACGGAGGAUAUGAAGCCAGCAGAGAAAUCAGCAGAAGCCCCUACUGAUUCCACUGCAAUAAUCGUCCAGGCGGAGGCGGCCAGCCAAGUCAACUCAUGCGGUGCCCAAGGCAACCCAAGUACAGGUGAUCAAAGUACGAUACAGGACCAGGUGAACCUUCACACUGCCCUUGAAUCCAAUGAAGAAUGCACGCAGAAAGAAGAACUCACAUCAAGAAAUGGCAAGGAGGACGUGGGAAAGGACGAGGAAACAAAUGUUAAGAAGAUAAUUGAGAAUCUCAAAAUGGGGUCUGAAGAGGAUAAGAAGACUGCUGCGCUCCUCGAAGAACGGCACCGGCAACGCGUUGGAGGCGCCAAACUGCACCUAGGAGGGUCCGCAACCAUGCCUGCACAGGCGAAACGCUUAGCGAAACCGGUUUUCGCGAAACCGCCUGUGGCCAACAUGAGCGCAUUUCUUCCACCGAACAAGAAGAAGCAGACGAAAACCGCACAAAUCACUGGGAAUAGCUCCACUGCUGGGACCACCAGUUCAACUGCAGGCACUGGGAGCGGCAACAAAGCGCAGAAGAAAGCGACUGCAUCAUCAUCAUCAUCGCGUGCGUCAAGUUCCAAGUGAAGUCCGGCACUGCGAAGCACAAAUAAUCACAUCUCCAUUUACCCGUUCCGUUGUGAUGCACUUAGCCUUUAGUUGUUGAAUUUGACAAAUAAUGAUGUGUUUGGUUGAUAUAUCAUUUGUGUCGUGGUGUGCAAA